UUAAUCUAUAAACACUAUGUGGUGUCCUUCGUUUCUAUCCAAAAAUAUCUAAUCACGUGGAUCGUAUGACAGACGAUCGAUUUUUGCCUAAGGUUUUUUGAAGAUCAUCGAAAAUAUUGUAUGUAUCUAGCAUCGUUUCUCCGUCAUUAUUUAUUACAGCAAUGCCACUAUGCAGUCCUGUGCAAAUCUCCAUCAAUCAAAUCGUUGGUAUUUAUCGAUACUCGAGACGUCAAUCGAACCUUUUUCUCACGUAUUUUCACAAUAUCGAAGAGAUUAGCGGGAAACGGCAUAUUUCUCCUCUUAUCGGACAAGCGCAUGCAAAUGAAAAUAUUUUUAAUACUGCGUAAUUAAUAGCACAUAUAAAUGUAACGAAUCCUCUUGUCGACGGCAUCAACGUUAUUUUUUCCUCGGCUCGUAACGUUUACUGUUUGUGAGUGCGACAAUCGUCAAAAUAGUUUGUGUUAAAAAAUGAAUAUUAUCCUGGUAUUUCUGUUUCAUUGUUUGGCCAUUGUCUAUGCCGCACCAUCGAGGGUAGUGGGUGGCAGCGAUGCACCAGACGGUAAAUAUCCGUAUCAAGUAUCUCUACGAAGCCCGUCGCACUUUUGCGGUGGCUCAAUUUUAAAUGACCGAUGGAUCUUGACUGCGGCUCAUUGUGUAGUUGGACGGUCUGGUGCGAGCGUCACAGUCGUAGCGGGAACGAAUCUACUCAAUGGUGUCAACGAGAUUGUCUACAAGUCCGAAUACAUAGUUUGGCAUAAAAAAUUCGACAUGUUUCGAUUGGUCAACGAUGUCGCUUUGAUUCGCGUCGACAAGACCAUUGAAUUCGGCGAAAAGAUUCAGCCGAUUUCUUUGCCUCGAGAAGACUUUGUCAAGAUUAAUUAUCCGGUGGUACUCACGGGAUGGGGACGAAUAAAGCUCAAUGGCCAAGUACCAAACAACUUACAAGAAAUCGAGCUUAAAGUAAUCGAUCAAGAGGACUGUGCCCGAAAAAUGUCAGCUGUCCGGAUAACCGAAUCUCACAUUUGCACCCUUACAAAAUCCGGCGAAGGUGCCUGCCACGGUGAUUCCGGUGGUCCGCUAGUAGCCGAUGGUGUACAAAUUGGCAUCGUAUCGUUUGGCAUGCCUUGUGCCCGAGGUGCACCGGAUGUUUACACACGAAUAUUCACGUUCGUCGAUUGGAUUGAUAAGCAGAUCGACGAAUACGAUCAAAGUCUUUUGAGUUUUUAGUAUUUAAUAUAAAUUUGUUGA
This is a messenger RNA of Trichogramma pretiosum, 1248 nucleotides long. RefSeq names its product chymotrypsin-2-like. The coding region runs from base 469 to 1227 and encodes 252 amino acids. The transcript has 5 exons. Gene Ontology annotation, molecular function: serine-type endopeptidase activity. Gene Ontology annotation, biological process: proteolysis. The record is from RefSeq and is a predicted model, not a curated record. NCBI's taxonomy places the organism in Eukaryota, Metazoa, Arthropoda, Insecta, Hymenoptera, Trichogrammatidae.